CGAUUAACAUGUAUUUCAGUACAACUAUAUACAUGCAUUUUCACACUUCUCGUCUCAGCUUUCUUUACAAAGCACACUCAAGAGCGUCACGACAAUGGCUGCAUUCGCAAUUAUAGGCGCGAUUAGUGCUGGAACUCAACUUGUAGCAACUCUAUGCGAUCUCCAAGUAAAGAAGAAACAGUUACAGAAAGACAUUCUGGAAGCAGAUUACGCAAGAUUACAUGAAUCUACCCUUCAGCGUUGCUUGCACCACCACGAAGAGCGGAUGCUGCAAAUGACUCUGCGCCACUUGGAACGGAAGCACGAAAGAGAAAUCCAAUUGGAAAGAUUGAUCUUGGAAAUUGAUUAUCUUAUCGAAUCUGCCAGUUUGGGAGGAAAUGAAAAUAAAAAAAAUAACCAUAUCGAUAAAACCGAUAAGUCUAAAGGAGAAAACUGGUUGAACAUCGAUAACGAUCUCGGCGUGGAUCAAGAUUUAAUGAUAUCGCUAAUUGAGGAAGCCCAAAUUCAAGAACUUGACACAAAAGAUGAUGGAGAAAUAGCGUAUCAAUUGCAACUCAUGGAACUUGAAGAUGGUAUGAAAAAUCGGGCCCAGGGACAAAUGUUUGGAGCUUUAGCUGGAGCAGCAGCCAGUGUUUACGGUACUUCUCGAACAAUGGGGUUAGAGGAAAAAAAGCUUAAAAGCCAAAUUGAUAGCGCGGCAGCGGACAGGGCGCACCAGCAGCGAAUGAUGGACGAGGACCAUCACCACCAAGAAAAAAUGCAGGAAGGCCGACUUGCAUAUCUCAGGCGCGUCCAUGCUGAUCAAACCGAACUUCAAGCGUACAAGAUGGAGUUGGAGUACGACCUGAGCAUUAAAGAAAUGAAAUUAGCGAAUCGGCCAAGCUCCGUGACGUACAAUCUUAACGUCGGAUUUCCCGAGGGACAAGGUUUGCAAGGUCAAACCAGAUGGCGUACGUUGGAUCAUCGUCCAUUGCGUGGCAACCGUAACAGGCUUCAGCUCGGCCCGUGUCACUAUCUCGGCAAUGAGGAAGAUGACGAAGAAGAAGGAGCCCCAUCUAGGGCAGUACUUCCUUCGCGGCGGCAAUAUUAAAAAUCUAGAUGAUCACUAAACCGAUGGGGAUAUUCAGUACUAUGUAGUUCGCAUGUUAGCAUACAUAAUUAUUUAAAAAAUUCCGAGCUAUGUAUGUACAUACAUAAAUACUGGUCUUGCAGUUUGGGAAUGAAUUUUCAGGCUCAAUUUCUUCUCCUAACUUUGUUUUUGGUGGCAAUGCAAGCUCGUCCCUAAUAUCCCCAAAAAUAUUUAUGCAUUCUAGUUAAAUAUCAGUAAAUAUAGGUAACAGGUAUGUACACUCUUAAUAAUCCGGUAAAGUCACACAGGUAAUGAUUUCUCGAUAAUAAAUUUGGUAAUAAUAUUUUACCAGGUAGUAAAAAUUCGUUACCAUGAUGGUAAAACUUUAUUACCAAGCCAUUACCACAUGGUACAACUUACCGUUACCACUUUUGUAGAGUAAUAUACUUGUACGUUUUGGUGACGUUGAUUACCAGAUUAUUUACAGUGUACAAGGGAACACCCUUUUCCUGUAAUUUGUGUUAAGUGUUAAAAUUAUUACACAUCUUAUUAAUAAAUUAUAUAUUUAAAAUUAUGUGUGCAACA
This is a messenger RNA of Folsomia candida, 1654 nucleotides long. RefSeq lists its product as uncharacterized. The transcript is spliced from 6 exons. NCBI's taxonomy places the organism in Eukaryota, Metazoa, Arthropoda, Collembola, Entomobryomorpha, Isotomidae. Bases 95 to 1090 code for a protein of 331 amino acids. The record is from RefSeq and is a predicted model, not a curated record.